Messenger RNA from Fusarium subglutinans, 807 nucleotides. RefSeq lists its product as uncharacterized. The record is from RefSeq and is a predicted model, not a curated record. NCBI's taxonomy places the organism in Eukaryota, Fungi, Ascomycota, Sordariomycetes, Hypocreales, Nectriaceae. Bases 1 to 807 code for a protein of 268 amino acids. The transcript has 3 exons.
AUGUAUUUCUCCAACGUUGUCGUCACUGUCCUCGCCGCUCAGGCCUUCUCUCAAGACAGCCGAGUAUCUCGCUCUAGCUUCGGACAAGUUGCUGCUUUGAUGGCUGCUGCUGCUCUCCCAGCAGACGCUCUCGCCCUCCCCAUCUUCAGCGCUGAGAAACGAGAGCCUCAUCACCAAGGCGGUCAGAACAACAACAACAACCAGGCCCAGGGCCAGAACAACAAUCAGGCUCAGGGUCAGAACAGCCAGGCUCAGGGUCAAAACGCCAACAACAAUGCUAACGCUGGCGCCAAUGCCAACGCCAAUGGAUGCAACGCCAACAACAAGCGAGAUGAGGAGCUUGUAGCUCGUCACCACCAGGGCAACCAGGGAGGGAACGCCCAGGGUAAUGCCAACAACAACGCCAAUGGCAAUGCCAAUGGUAACGGAGCUGCUGCCGCUGCCAACGGCUGCAACAACAACAACGCCGCUGCUAACAACAACAAUGCUGCCGCUAACAACGGUAACGCUAAUGGAAACAACAACAAGCGUGAUGAGGAACUCGUAGCCCGUCACCACCAGGGAGCAAAGGCCAAAGGCAGGAACGGCAAGAACAACAAGCGUGAGGAGCUCGUCGCUCGCCACCAUCAGGGAGCUCAAGGUGGCAACAAGGCCAACGCCGCCGGUGCCAACCGCAAUGGAGCCAACCGCAACCAGGCCGCCGCCGCAGCAACUGGCAACAACGCCAACUGCAAACGAGACCUCGAGGCCCGUCACCACCAAGGCGGCCAGAACAAGCAAAACGCUCAGGCUGCUGGUUGCAACUAA